AUUAUCAACAAGCCAAUUUCCCACUCUCGCAUCCCAGUUGCCCGAUUCUUCCACUCUAUCAAAAUGGCCGACAAGUACAAGCCCUCUGAGCACGGUGGUCUCCGCGAGGACGGCCAGCCCGACAAGCGCACCCAGCAGUCCCAGUUCGCCUACGGCAAGGUUGACCCCCACAAGGCCGGUCAGGAGGGGGGCUCCAUCGGCGGCCAGGCCACCGGAAGCCACAGCGGUGGCAGCGCCAAGGGCGAGUUCGCCCACGGCAAGGUCGACCCUCACGAGGCCGGCCGCAAGGGCGGCCAGACUCUUGGUGAUGAGUAGAUUAUACGCCGACUCAUCCAUCACGAUUUGAUGAUACGACCCGACUGGGAACAUGACAUGACUCUCGAAUAUACGAUCAGGG
Messenger RNA from Aspergillus uvarum CBS 121591, 397 nucleotides. RefSeq lists its product as uncharacterized. The transcript has 2 exons. The record is from RefSeq and is a predicted model, not a curated record. Bases 64 to 315 code for a protein of 83 amino acids. Lineage: Eukaryota; Fungi; Ascomycota; Eurotiomycetes; Eurotiales; Aspergillaceae.